AUGGCUUCAUCGUCCGCCGCUUCGAUGUCGACGAUUUCGUCGGCCGCCGCCUUCCGCGCGGGCCGUCGCCGAUCGACCGCGCGUCGCUCUCGCGCGACCCCGACGACCCCGACGCGUCGUGGCGGCCAUCGCCGCGCCGACGCUGCGCGAUUCAGCGUCCGCGUCGUCGCGGCGGCGACGAACGACGAGGUCACGGUCAAGCAGACGGAUCUCGGCGAUUGCAAGGUUCGCCUCGAGGUCACGGUCCCGACGGCGGUGCAGACCGAGGCGCGGCAAAACUGCCUCGAGGGAUUCGCGGAGAAGACGCAGAUCCCCGGGUUCGCGCAGUACAAGAAGAGCGGCGGCCGCAAGAAGGGCGCGAACGUUCUUCCCCCCGCGGGGGUCAUCGUGAACUUCGUCGGCGAGAAGGAAUUCGGAGCCGCGUGCGCUGAGGAAAUGUUACAGCUGUCGCUCCCGAAAGCGAUGGAGGUGGUCUCCGCGACCGCGCUUCAGGAUAGCGAAAAGAUCGAGACCUCCUUCGACGAUCUCCUCAAAGCGUUCAGCGGCAAGGAGUGCGAGCCCACCGGCGACGUCAUCUACUCAGUGACCGUCGAGGUCGUCCCCACGAUCAAGUGGACCGGGGACUACCGCAAGCUGUCCGUGACGGUCACCUCGCCGGGCGACGACGAGACGGACGCGCUCGAGGCGGAGGCCAUCUUCAACACGCGGCUGCGCGGGCUGGGCACGAUGCGCGUCGUCGUGGACCGCGGGCUCGAGAUUGGCGACCAGGCGGUCAUGGACCUCGAGGCGGUCAACGCGGAGACGAGGUCGCCCAUCGACGGGAUCAAGCAGAAGAAGUUCAGCCUGGACACGGGCGCGGCGAGGGUGAACCUCCCGGGUUUGAUCGACGGAAUCAUCGGGAUGAAACUGGGGGAGCAGCGCACGUUCCCGAUCACGAUGCCGAACGACUGGCCGCAGGCGUUCUUGCGCGGCGUCACCGCGGACUUCACGGUGGACCUGCGCGAGGUGUUCGAAAACACCGUCCCCGACCCCACGGAUGACAUCGCGUCGCAAAUUUACCCGGACGCGACGUCCAUCGCGGAGGCGAAAGAGAAGAUUCUCGAGGCGCAGAAGGAGAACACGAAGGCGAUGCUCGAGCAGGCGACGAACGAGGCGCUCGUGGACGCGCUCGCGGCCAUCUGCGACGCCCCGCUGCCCGCGUCCAUCGUGGAAGAGACGGGGCGGCAGAUGUACUCGGAAAAGAUGCUGGAGGCGCAGAUCGGCCAGCAGAUGUCCAUGGACGUGAUCAACCAGCUCGCGGCGCCGGAAAUGGUGGACGAGUACCUUCGAACAAACAAGGAGUCCAUCGAACUCAUCGUGCGACGGACCGUCGCGUGCGAGGAGCUGUUCCGCCUUGAGAACAUCGAGGUCACGGAGGAGGAGUUUAAAGCCGAGGUGGUCAGCGCCAAGGAGGAGUUCGAGCGGUACGGGACGGAGUACGACGUGCAGCGGUUGGUGGAGCAAGCGGGGGAGGUGAUCGAGGCGAGGAAGUCGCUGGAUUGGCUCAGGGAGCACGCGACGAUCACGAUCGCGCCGCCCGCGGGCAAGCAGUGA
Micromonas pusilla CCMP1545 is the source of this 1593-nucleotide messenger RNA. RefSeq lists its product as uncharacterized. The record is from RefSeq and is a predicted model, not a curated record. Gene Ontology annotation, molecular function: peptidyl-prolyl cis-trans isomerase activity; ribosome binding; protein folding chaperone. NCBI's taxonomy places the organism in Eukaryota, Viridiplantae, Chlorophyta, Mamiellophyceae, Mamiellales, Mamiellaceae. The transcript has 2 exons. The coding region runs from base 1 to 1593 and encodes 530 amino acids. Gene Ontology annotation, biological process: protein transport; protein unfolding; 'de novo' cotranslational protein folding.